Molecule: messenger RNA, 10637 nt
Organism: Tympanuchus pallidicinctus (lesser prairie-chicken)
Lineage: Eukaryota; Metazoa; Chordata; Aves; Galliformes; Phasianidae
Gene: SETD1B
Product: SET domain containing 1B, histone lysine methyltransferase
Exons: 18
Coding region: 16-6255 (2079 amino acids)
Cellular component (GO): Set1C/COMPASS complex
Molecular function (GO): RNA binding; histone H3K4 methyltransferase activity; protein binding
Source: RefSeq, a predicted model, not a curated record
CUGCGGCCGCCGUGAAUGUGCAGGCGGCGGAGGGCGGUUAGGCGUUCGCGGCGCUCGCAGCGGUGUAUUGUGGGAGGCCGCCGCCGCCAGCAGCGAGCACACACAAUAUGUGGUGGCUCGCGAAAACGGGAGGCAGGAGCCUGGCGGGCAGCCCGCGCCGGUAACCGGCCCCAUGUGAGACGGGGAGCUCGCCUUUCGCCGCCCGGAGACGAUCGGCCGCCGAGCGCGAUGUCUUUCCGAGAGAUCAAGGCGGGGGAAAAAGCCAAGCACCCUGAAGAUCAUGGCAAAAAGCAGAGUUCAAGUUGGAUCAACGGAAUGGAGAACAGCACCCAAGCCAGCACUUCUGUCGAGAAAAGAAAUCACCAUUGGAGAAGUUACAAGUUGAUUAUUGACCCGGCUCUGAAAAAAGGACAGCACAAACUCUACCGCUACGAUGGGCAACAUUUCAGCAUGCCGAACUCGGGAAUUGCUCCUGUGGAUUGUGUCAGAGAUCCCAGAAUAGGGCGAAUAUGGACCAAAACGAAGGAGUUGGAGCUGUCUGUCCCCAAAUUCAAGAUUGAUGAGUUUUACGUGGGGCCAGUGCCUCCCAAGCAGGUCACCUUUGCCAAGCUGAAUGACAACAUCCGUGAAAACUUUUUAACCGACAUGUGCAAGAAAUACGGUGAAGUGGAAGAGGUGGAGAUUCUCUACAACCCCAAGAACAAGAAGCACCUGGGCAUUGCCAAAGUGAUUUUUGCCACUGUCAAAGGUGCCCGGGAGGCUGUCCAGCACCUUCACAACACCUCUGUCAUGGGCAACAUUAUCCACGUGGAGCUGGAUACAAAAGGUGAAACCCGCAUGCGAUUCUAUGAGCUGCUCGUUAAUGGUCUUUACACUCCUCAGACCCUGCCUGUAGGCACUGAACAGGACACAUCGCCAACUGUGAAUGAAACCCUCCAGUUGACAGAUUCUCUGAAGCGCUUGAAGGACAGUAACCUUUCCUCUGCGGGAUCAUCUGUCACCCCAAACAGCAGCACGCCGUUUUCCCACGACACAGCCUAUUCCAGCUGUCGGCAGGACACCCCAAACUCGUUCAGUCAAUUCACCCCGCAGUCCCAAGGGACGCCCCACACCCCACGGUUAGGGACGCCAUUUUCCCAAGAUUCCACGUAUUCCAGCCGUCAGACGACGCCAGUGUACCACUUUGGGCAGGACAGUGGGUACAAACACAGGAGACACGAAACAAAAUUUACGGAUGCCUACAACCGUCGACCGGGAGGACAUCACUAUGUUCAUAAUUCUCCUGGUGUUUUCCGCGGGACAGAGCAUCAGUUCAGUACGUUCAAAUCCCAUCAGCAGGAGCCAGUUCAGUUCUCUCACACUCCUCCCCUGAGCCACUCGAGUUCUUCGAGUUACAAAUCUGCCUUCUCUCCUUACCAAGCACCAGCCGUAUUUCCGCAGUCUGAGGAGCAGCCGUUUGCCCAAACUUCCAGGGAAGCAGAGUACCGAAGACCUGCACCGCCUCCCGCCGAGAUGGUCGUAGAAAGCAGUGCUGCCACCAGCGCUGAUUUUGCUCCAGUGAAGGAGAAACCAGAGGAACCUCCACCCUUACCAGAUUCAAACUCUGCUCCUGAGCCGAGCGCACCGUCCUUCUCUCAGACCCCUGAGAGGAGUGAGACCCCUGGCACCCCCACCAUGGAGUCUGAAAUGCAGCAUAAUAGUUUAGACUCAAGGAUUGAGAUGCUCUUAAAAGAACAGAGAACAAAGUUACCUUUUCUUAAUGAGCAUGACUCAGAUAAUGAGGUCCGAAUGGAAGGUAGCCCUAUCUCCUCUUCCUCCUCCCAGCUCUCUCCCAUCCCAAUGUACGGUUCGAACUCUCAGCCCGGUUACAGAGCUCAGACACCUUCCUCACGCCCUUCCAGCACGGGCCUGGAGGACAUCAGCCCCACGCCGUUACCUGACUCUGAUGAUGAUGAGCCCAUCCCUGGGACUGCUUCUCUGAAUCAGAAUUCCAGGGGUACAUCAGAGGCCAGCAUGACUCCCAUCGAUCAGCUGAACAGGACCUCCAAAGUCGAGACCUUGGAGGUUAAAGAAAUGGUGCCUGGGGACCAGACUCCAAUAUCGGAAAAGAUGGACGAGAGUCAGCAUUCUUCAGGGGAGGACAUGGAAAUCUCCGACGAUGAGAUGAACUCCGCGCCCAUCACCAGUGCAGAGUGUGCCAAAACCAUUGUGGUCAACUCCUCAGUCAGCAACGCAGCCGUCAUGGCCCCAUCCAUCCCUCCUCUGCCACCGCCGCCUGGAUUCCCUCCUCUUCCUCCUCCUCCACCACCACCUCCACAGCCGGGUUUUCCGAUGCCUCCGCCGCUGCCUCCUCCGCCUCCUCCCACACACCCUGCUGUCACCGUGCCCCCUCCACCACUCCCUGCUCCCCCUGGGGUCCCUCCACCUCACAUCUUGCCUCCGCUUCCUCCCUUCCAUCCCGGCAUGUUCCCAGUCAUGCAGGUGGAUAUGAUCAGUGUCUUGGGCAACCACUGGGGUGGCAUGCCCAUGUCCUUCCAGAUGCAAACUCAGAUGCUCAGUCGGAUGAUGCAGGCACAGAACACAUACCAGUAUCCGCCUUUCAUGGCAGGCAGGAUGCAGUUUGUGAAUCUGCCGCCCUACCGCCCGUUCUCUAUGGGAGCAGCUCUUGGUCGUGGGCAGCAGUGGCCGCCACUGCCCAAGUUUGACCCCUCGGUUCCACCGCCGGGUUAUGAGCCCAAGAAGGAAGAUCCCCACAAAGCCACUGUGGAUGGAGUCCUCCUGGUCAUCGUGAAGGAACUGAAGGCUAUCAUGAAAAGGGACCUGAACCGGAAAAUGGUUGAAGUGGUUGCAUUUCGGGCAUUUGAUGACUGGUGGGACAAGAAGGAACGGCUGGCAAAGGCAUCUCUCACACCAGUGAAGUCUGGAGGAGAGCUGGAGGAGAAACCAAAGCCAAAGGAUCGAAUCACAUCUUGCCUCUUGGAGAACUGGAACAAAGGCGAAGGCCUGGGAUACGAGGGAAUUGGCUUGGGCAUUGGGUUACGAGGGGCCAUCCGGUUGCCAUCCUUCAAGGUGAAAAGAAAGGAGCCACCAGAAGCUGCCUCAGCAGGAGAUCAGAAGAGAAUCCGGCCUUCUACUUCUGUUGACGAUGAAGAUGAAGAGUUGGAGAGGGACAGAGAUGCUUCCGAUACCACAUCCGACCUGUCAAAGAAGGAUGCAGAAGCAGUGGGGCUGAGGCGGCGACCAGCAAGGCCACUGGAGCUCGACAGCGAGGGGGAAGAGGGAGAUGAGACAUCAGGGAAAGAGGAAGAGUCUUCCUCAGAGAAAGAAGAGGAGCAGGAGGAAGAAGGAGGCUUGGUGAAAGCAGCACCUGGCAAGGAGGAAGAGGAGGAUGAAGAUGAUGAGGAAGAUGAAGAUGACGAUGAGGAUGAUGAAGAUGAAGAGGAUUAUGAAGAGACAGGUGUUGAAACAAGUGACAAAGAGGAAGAGCAGGACUCUGAAGAGGAAGAUGUAGCGAGUCCCUCAUCUUCCAAGGCUGAAGUUGAAUCAUCAGAUGAAAGUGAGGACUCCUCUGAAUUUGAAUCAAGUUCUGACUCAGAUGAAGAUGAUGAUGAGGAGGAGGAGGAUGAAGAUGAAGAAGAGGAGGAGGAGGAAGAAGAGGUGGCUGAAGAUCAAGACAGAGAAGCCAUGGUUGCUGAGACGGAGCAUGAACCUGCGAGUCAUGAGCUUCUCGAUGAUAAGAGGGAGACCAUUUUGGAGCUAUAUCCUGUGGACUACAUGGAUGCAACGGGCUUGGGACUCUCAGAGCCAGCUUUGGUAGAAAAGGAUGAAGGGAUGGAAGAAGUCAAAGCAGAGGAAAGUGAAUGUGAUCAAGUCCCAGAGGAAUCUAUUGCUGCUGAAACACUCAAACAGUUGGUUAUGGAAAGAGACCAGGAGCCAAAACUUGCACUGUCUCCCAUCUGCAGACCAGUGGAAGAGCCUGAACCCAUCGUCAUGCUGGAGCCGGAGGUACAAGAAUGCCCAAAGCCUGAAUCACAAGAUGAGGCUGGCACAGUCUGUCUCUCGACUCCAGUGGCAGUCUUUGGAGAACCUCUGCCCAACAAAAGCAGCUUCUUUAGGAAGUCUGAUGACAGCUGCUUAGAAACGCAUGUUAAGACAAAGCUGCCCUCUGCAGUGGAGGAGGAGGACAGGUUGCCUCGCACACCUGGACGGGAAGCAGUGGUCCAUUCAGAGACUGAUAUUCUUUUGCUCCCAGCCCACAAGGUGCCAUCCUCCACACUUCCCUUACCAUCGACUCCUGGUAAAGAGGAAUCUGUAGUCCCUCCAGAAAAAUUCCCUGAACAAUUAAUGGUGACCAAAACGUCCAUAGAAGAGGAGAUUCCUAGGACUCCUGGGCGGGACAUUUUGGCCAAGUCUUCACACCCCCUUGCAAAGUCGCAGAGCACAGACACUGUUCCAGCCACGCCAGGAAGUGAUGCUCCCCUUACAGGAAGCAGCUUGACCCUCAGUUCCCCUCAAGUCCCAGGGAGCCCCUUUUCCUACCCAUCCCAGUCUCCUGGCAUUAACAGCGGCAUUCCUCGGACUCCUGGGAGAGAUUUCAAUUUCACGCCUACUUUCCCAGAGGCUGGUGCUACCAUUCCUUGCCUUCUGUCUGGCAAGAAACAGUCAGAGGAUGACCUAGAAGAGAAACCUUUUAAAGAGCCUCUUGGUGCUUCCCUUACUAUCAGCAUGAACAGCGUUCCUUCUCCUAUCCCCUUUGCCAGCCCCACGCAAGCAGAUUUCCGCACAGACAUGGGCUUGCCACCUAACGAGCCAAUACCCAUCGCAGCCCUGCCAUGCAUGCCUGGAGAUGGAAGAAUGCCCAUCGAAGAGUGCAAGGCGGAAGUAAAAUCUGUUUUGCUCUCGCCAGAAGCACCCAUUGGUGCAUCUAUUCUUCCUCCACCACCACCACCUUCUGUUCUUCCCAAAAGGAGGCCGGGUCGGCCAAGGCGGUCCCCACCUUCUGUCCUCUCAUUGGAUAUGUACUCGGGCAAAGCCAUCGAGCCACCCCCUGUCCCUGUGGCUUUGGUGGAAAGUGCUAUGAGCAAAGAGCUACUGAGUGCACACCCCGAUGCUUUCUAUGGACUGAAGGACCCUGAAGCCGUCACCCUAGAUUUCAGGAAUGACAGCUUCCACGAGAAAAUAGCAGCUGAGACAGUUGCAGAGAAACUGCCAUUUAAGGAAUUGGAGAACCAGUGGAAUGAAGAUUUCAAGGAAGAAGAAGCUCACGUGAAGCCUAAAAGACAGUGGCGAAGGCAGAAGAAGUCACCCGAGCACCUCCCAGUGAUUCCUUCCCCAGAGUACUCCCCACCUCAGCCUCAGUUCAGACCACGCUCCGAGUUUGAGGAGAUGACCAUUUUGUAUGAUAUUUGGAAUGGAGGCAUAGAUGAGGAAGAUAUCAAAUUCAUGUGUAUCACGUAUGACCGCCUCCUGCAGCAGGACAAUGGUAUGGACUGGCUCAAUGACACACUGUGGGUAUUCCAUCCUUCUACCAGCUUUUCCACCCCCAAGAAAAAGAAGCGGGACGAUGGGAUGCGGGAGCACGUCACGGGCUGUGCACGAAGCGAAGGCUAUUACAAAAUCGAUAAGAAGGACAAACUCAAAUACCUCAAUAAUAGCCGAGCUUUUGCAGAGGAGCCUCCAGCUGACACGCAGGGGAUGAGCAUCCCUGCCCAACCUCACGCUUCCACGCGGGCUGGCUCCGAGCGGCGGUCAGAGCAGCGCAGGCUCCUCUCCUCCUUCACUGGUAGCUGUGACAGCGACCUGCUCAAGUUCAACCAGCUCAAGUUCCGGAAGAAAAAGCUAAAAUUCUGCAAGAGCCACAUUCACGACUGGGGCCUUUUUGCCAUGGAGCCCAUUGCAGCUGAUGAGAUGGUGAUUGAGUACGUGGGUCAGAACAUCAGGCAGGUCAUUGCUGACAUGCGUGAAAAGCGAUACGAGGAUGAAGGCAUUGGGAGCAGUUACAUGUUCAGAGUUGACCAUGACACAAUCAUCGAUGCUACAAAGUGUGGAAACUUUGCCAGGUUUAUUAAUCACAGCUGCAAUCCAAAUUGUUAUGCUAAAGUGAUCACGGUGGAGUCUCAAAAGAAGAUCGUCAUCUACUCAAAACAGCACAUCAAUGUGAAUGAGGAAAUUACUUACGACUACAAGUUUCCCAUUGAGGAUGUAAAAAUCCCAUGUUUAUGUGGCUCUGAGAACUGCAGGGGAACCCUAAACUGAACUCGAGGUUUCUCGUCACACUUGCACCUUUGGCCAUGUCAAAACUGUGGUAACCAGGUGUGGUUGCACUUUGCCAAAAAAAAAAAAAAAAAGGAAAAAAAAAAAAAAAAAAAAAAAAAAAAGAAAAAAAAAAAAAAGGAAGAAAAAAAAUUAAAAAGAAAAAAAAAAUGUAUUUAAAAAAAAAAAAAGGAAAAAAGAGAAGAAGAAAACCAAGCAAGUUUCGCCAGGAUCACGGAUGAAAGCAAAAAGCGCACAUGCUAACGAGGACUGUUCAUGUUUCAGGUGCUCUUUCCUUUUCAGAUCCAACACGCACGCAGAAAGGUGACUGCUGUUCUGUGGUGUGGUCUAUCCAAACACUAGCUUCUGUCUGUUCAGUCCCUACAUUAAUGCUCCAUAAUGGGAUAAUGGUACCUUUUUUUUUUUUUUUUUAAUUGUUAUAAACCUUCAUCUUUUCAUAAAUGCUGCUACCUUUUCCUCAUCAGUUUUGUUGGUUGAAAAAGGCAUUCAACGUUUAAAUGUGAAGCAGAGACUGAAAAUGCCAUGUAGGGUUUGUUGGGAGCUUGAUUGGCUGAAAUUGCACAGAUUUCUCAGAUUAAGCUGUAAAUAAAUGUCAGGUUAAUGUUACAGAGGAAGCCAGAGGCUUGAGGGUGUGUGAAUGGGUGUGUGUGUGUGUGUGUGUGUACAGAGAUGUCUGCAGUGAGACUAUAGGUGACCUGUCCUGCCUUUCCAUCAGGGGUGAGCCUGAACAAGUCCCCAACGCCAGCCACCCUGUGGACAUCAGGGCAGCCAUGGCCUGGGCUUUGCCUUGGGCCAUCGCUGAUGGUCGCCCGCCAUGCUGGUAUAUUGGGGGAUCAAAGCCUCAGCACCCAGACAAGGGAGAGUGGGUACUGCAAUCAUUGCUAACAGAGUCAGUUGUUUAGUCCCAGAAUUGUGGCGCAACGCGUGACCUUUCAGGAUCUCUCAUAUAUUGGUUUGUCUGUCUAGUGUCCAAAAAACCUCUGGAGCUGAAAGUAAGUAGGAAAUAAGCCUCAGAUAUUCCAUAGAAAUCUUACCUUCCUUUGAAGGGUACACUGCACCUCAUGUUCAUGAUAAGAUUUUAUUCCUGUUGAUGGGAAACAGUCUGAUGUGUUACUCAUGUGGAUUUUCCUCGAUUCUCCCAGCCUUGCCAGUGCUUUACAGGGCCUGUCUGCCCUGGCCUUGAAUGGGGAGAUUCCUGCUGUGAUAGGAGCAGGCCAGACCUCCCCCAGUUACUCAGUAACUUGCCCUGGGUGGUCCCAUCCUGCAGUAAGCACAGACGUGGUGGGCAAUGCCCCUGAGCACGGGCUGCACCCUGUCCUCCCCCAUCUGCAGCAUGGCAAUGAGUGCUGCUCUGAGCUCCAAAGGCAUGUUUUGGAGUGGUUUUUCGAUCUGUUUUGUCCUUGUAGAUGUACUGAGGUGAAGUUUGCACUUCAAGAGGUUCCAUUUUAAAAAUGAGCCAAAACAUGGAAUUAAUGUUUCUGGGGGUGUGAUCUAGGAGUGUUGCACGACUGUUUGGGUAUGGGCAGGAUCAGUUAUUUCAGCCUGCAUUGAGUCUCUUCUGCUUCAAAUGUAGAGGUAGUUUGUACUAAGCCUUUGUAAUUGACUUACAGGGAAAUUGCAAUGUAAUUAUAAAAUGCAAACGUCAUCUGCAUAACUAAAAUCUCCUCCCCGUAGAGCAAAAGCACAGCUGUAUUCUCGUUCCUUUUCAAAUUAGUGACAAUUGCUGUCGAACCACAGCUCCCCAUGAUCAGAGGGUACAACCUUACUAAAGAGUUUCCUGGAAAGUGUUGCCACCCUUGCUGGGAACUGCCAUGCCUGUCCCACGGCUGGGGGCUUGGUGUAGGUUAGGCCUCUGUGCUGGAGUUCCUGCUUUAGACAGAGGGCCUGCAAGAGCCCCGCUGUGCCUGCACUGCUGCCUGAGGGAAGGGAACCGGCCCUGAGGUUGGGCAGCCUGUAGUCUCAUCUGUGCUGUUGUUCAGUUUUGUUGUUUCCUAUGGUCUUGAGGGUUUCCCCUUCUCUCACUGAGUCUGUCCAGCAACUGGGUAGUUGUGGCCAGAACCUGUGGGCAGUGUCUCAUUGAGCAUAGGCAGUGCAUUGAGCUCCUGUGGCAGGAGCUUUUGGGGAUUAAGCCAGCUACUCUGUCCCUUUUCUUUAAAUGAGGCUCCUAUCAUGUUGAUGCUUCAGUUGGCAUUGCUACAGCUGGGUCUCUUGCUUGCAAAGCAUUGGGAACGCACAGAUGUUGUUUCGGAAUGAAGCCCUGCCCUUGUUCUCAGCCUCCUUCCUCUCAAGUCCACCAAACCUGGAUGCUAACAUGGCUCUGUGGGGGAAAAGUCCCACGUGUGCUCAGCCCCGAGGAGCCCGACAGCAGCUCUGUGUUCCCCAGCCUGUCCGUGUGCUUGGAAUGGGGCACAGGCUGCUGUGUGUGCAGGGACAGACCCUGGUCUCCUGAGGCAAGGCCUGCAGCUUGGGUUCCUUCCGGGCGUUGGGAGGAGCACCAAAGGGAUUUGGAUGCCAAAGGCCUUCAGCACCAAAGUCGCUUGGGUGCUUCUGGAACUGCCUGUGACCCAUUGCUCUGUAGGAUCGCAGCUGGAUAAGCCAACCCUGAGCCUUCUCUUUCCUUCCUGCCCCUGCAGCUCCUCUGAAAGCCGCCCCGUCCCCGAUGGGUUCUGGUGAUGGUUCCCAGCAGGGCUGAGGAACUGCAGAUGCAGGUGGAGAAGGCAGCCCAUAGAGAUGUUUUCUGACCCCAGGCGCUUUGCCUCGUGCUCCACAGGGCUGGGGUGGGAGGAGGACACUGGAGGGGCAGAGUGCUGGUGGUGCAGCCCCUGGGCCAGACCCAGCAUUCACCAUCAUCACGGGCGUGGAAAUGUUGGCGAGGGCUGAGCAGAACCCUGCCCGGGAUGCUGCUCACCAUUUAUUGAAGUCAUUCUGUUCGCUGUCCCUCUUUUUUUUCCCUGCUUAAAUCAAACCCUAAACCAAAAUAGAGAGGGGUGUUGGCUGUGCUCCCUGCAGAACCUCAUCUCACUGCAGUCUUGAUGGAGCGUGCAGGGCUCGCUCAGGCAGGGUGCACGCAGGGCCCCGCUGUGCCGCCUGGGGCUGCCGUGGCCGUGCAGCACUCGCAGCACUGUGGGUCCCACAGGGGUCCCAAGCAGUGGCUGUGGAGGCAGGAGGGGAUGGGGCUCAUCUUGCAGAUAUUUGUAUUGUAUAGAGCAGCUUAUUUCUACAGACAAACAUUUUUAAACUCCAACAAAGUAUGCAGUAAUUUCAGUUCCGGUUUUUGUGACUUUUUUCAGGGAUCAUUUCAGUGCAUUUCUGUAUAAAAUAAAAAUUUAAGGAAAAAAAAAGGAUUUUGAAGUCUAUUAGAAAAAAAAGCAUCUUCUGUACAUAGGCAAACAAGAAUCUUCUCUUCAAACACUGUUUCUUGUAGAAACAUGUUGAAAUUUUUUUGCUGAUUUCUUUGUACUUCAAGAGCAUGUAAAUAAUUUAUUAAAAGUGACUAUUGUAAUUUGGAGUUCUUUUUAAACAGAUCCCAGCUCUGUUUCAUGGCAAGGAGAUGGGGAGGAAGAAGGACUGAGGAUAGCAAAGGAGCUGGUGGCAUUUACAGCUUGUGUCAAGCUUUGUAUAAUGUAAAUUCUGUACAAAUACGGGGGUUUUGUUUUUGGCUUUUUUUUUUGUUGUUGAAUAAAUAGAUGGAAUUAGCAGCAUUAAGAAACUGAAGACAAAAAUUUGCCAAGUCGAGGCUUCUUCCUUGCCCCUCCCCCCAGUCUGAAACCUAAUGUGCAAAAUCUAUUUAUUUCAAGCGAGGAAAUGUGUACAGUCUAAUAGACAUCCUGCAAUGUAUUUAAGCGAGUUUGCAACUGGAUUUAUUUUUUUUUUUUUUCAUUUUAAUAUUUGUUUUUAUGAGUUUCCUCCUUAAUUGCCACUGUAGUAUUUGUUUGAGUGAAAAGAAACACGUUGUGACGGACGCACAGGGGCAGGCGGUGAGGACGGGGAGUUGCUCCCUGCAGCGCUCCGGUUCCGUGGCAGGUUGUUUUAUUUCACGGUGUGAAAAUAAAGGGCUUCCUUUAAAAGGGGGCAGGUAAAAUGGUUUGCAAUAAAUGAAUUAUUAUUUUUUUAAGUUCCUUAAAAAAAAAAAAAAAAUCUCUGCUUUGAAGAUUUAGGGUUUCUGCUUUUUCUUUUUUUAAGCAAAUUUAUAAAUUUAGGGAUGUUUUGUGCAUAUAGAAUCCGUCACCAGUAUGUAUCUUGUUUUGAAGAAAGUGUUUUUGUUGUGGAUGUGUCAUGCUGUAUAUAUUUGUUCAUAUUUUUGUGAAUUGAAUACUAUGUACCAUUGUAUUAUAGUAACUUUUAUAAAGCAAACCAUAAAUAUA